UUACUUUUUAUGUGAAACCAUUUGUGCUGUACACUUACAUACCAAAAGAAGUUUGUGCAUCUUAGGGAAGUAGUUGGUAACUUUACAUCAAGUGUACAACAAAAGAGAAAGUACAGAUUGCCUUGAAAACUUAAACAGCUAGAAGACAAGCUCCAUACAGUGUGAUAAAGAACAACCAAGUCUUCACCAAAUUGUGAAGUUCAUGGCACUGAGUACUCCAGAGUUCCAAUUCAAGACUGAGAUGAAUAUUUCCAAGAGUGGCUGAGUGUUUGAAUAAGCAGGAUUCAAAUCAAGAGAAGAAAAAAAAAUCUAUACAGUUGCAAAAGCUUGUUCAUUCAGAGAUAAGGCAUGUCUGGGAAGGAUGGUCAAGGUGGACAAAGUCAGAAUGGUCAUCUGUCAGAGAAAAGUCAAAACCAGAGCUCCGGGGGGACAAGCAGCGGAGCACCGAAGAACUGGUAUCUCUCAGAAAUACUACAAAUGAUGUAUGGAUUUGGAGAUGUUCCAAAGCCUCAGCAUGAUUCAGCAGUUUUGAUUGAGGACAUUGUCAAACAGCAGCUAACAUCUGUACUUCUUCAAGCAGCAGAUGUGGCCUCAUCAAGAAAUGGGCGUUUUAUUGGACUUGAAGACAUUCUUUUUCUUCUUCGGAAAGAUAAAGUGAAGUUGAGACGUCUUUUGCGGUAUAUGGGUGUGAAGGAUCAGCGCUCUAUGGCAAUGAAGGGUGUUGAGGAGGGAGAGGAGGAUCAAGGGGGAGAAAAAGUCGCCCAACCGGUGAAAACACGACUCAAAAUGUGCUACAACUACCUAAGUUCCAUUGAUGCCACAGGAGAACUAUUGGCUCUGUUUGAAGAUGGAGGUACAGAUGAAGUGAAGAGAGAGAGAUUACUAAGAGCAGAACUACAAACAAGAUACAUGGAUCAGAAGCAAUAUAUGGAAUAUGUUGAAGCCAGACAAGCCAGCUUUGCUAGACGAAGCAAGGCCCAGCGCUUUAAGGACUGGUUACUGACUGGCAUCACUAUGGAUCUCAAACCCAAUCAACAUGCCAUGGAAAUCAUCAACUACUUUGCCUAUGAAACAGUUGCUCAGAUAGUAGACAUGGCUUUGCUAGUGAAGCAGGACAAGAAAUCUGUUUAUGGAAACCCAGUGCCAAGAAAUGGACCCAAUGUCUGCAUUAAUUACUACAAUCAAAUCUCCCUGGGGUCAGGUAUCUCUGCCCCACCCUCCACCACUCAGGGAUCAACUUCUCCUGUCCAGAGUCCUCCUGCCACUCCAACAACUCCUGGAUCCACCCUCAGUUUGAGUUCCAGCUCUUCUUCUCUCAGUGCCUCACUCCCCAAACCAAAGAGUAAAAAACGCAAAAAGAGUGGUAUAGGAAGUGCAUUAGAGAUCUCCACAGCGAUACAGCCCGAGGACAUCCAUGAAGCCAUGAGGAGAUACUGUCAAUGUAUAGGACCAUUCUCCUCACACAUUAAAACAAAUCCCAUGGUUCCCCCCCACACAAGACUAUUGUGUUUAUGAUGCUUCAUUGUACACAUCGUCCAUUAAACGGAAUCUAUUUCCUGCUGUGAGAAAGUGAAGGGCUUCACAAAAGAGGUGUUCAGAUAACAGACUUCAUUACUUUCUACCGUUUUAUUUUCCUUUAUGAGAGGGAAAUUCAGUAAUGUUAAAGAUAUGCUACUUCAGGUCAGUGUAUAUACAUGAAUAUACCGUAAAAGUUGAAUUUUUAGCAAGACACAAAUUUAGUGAUUUGUCCUUAAAAAAUCAGUAAUUAAUUUUAGCAAGAAGUAAUUUUAGCGAUUUAAGUUCAACACAUUCAAUUUAUACCGGUGAGGUUUGAAAAAAAAAAUCAAUUUAUGGGUUUAAAACUAUAGGACCCAAGCAUUUGUAAUAAAUCAGUCACAAAUGUAAAUAUAAGUAAUAAGGUAUCAUUUUUAAACUUUUAUCAGGAUGUAAAUACGGGUUGGCACGUGAUCACAUCACCAACCCGUAUUUCCUUCCCAAUAAAAGUUUAAAUAUGAUUCUUUAUUUCUUAAAUAACAGUAACCUCUAAUGUGGAAUAAAUUGUUAAAUCGAUAU
Molecule: messenger RNA, 2073 nt
Organism: Saccostrea echinata
Lineage: Eukaryota; Metazoa; Mollusca; Bivalvia; Ostreida; Ostreidae
Product: transcription initiation protein SPT3 homolog
Exons: 15
Coding region: 349-1515 (388 amino acids)
Biological process (GO): transcription by RNA polymerase II
Molecular function (GO): transcription coactivator activity; protein heterodimerization activity
Source: RefSeq, a predicted model, not a curated record